UUUGGUCGCCAUCAGAAGUUCCAUUUUUCCCAGCGAGUGUGUGUCGGACAUACUUUUCUGUGAACGCUUACUUUCUACAAAGGACACAAAAAGCUAAAUUCUACCAAGAUGCAGGGAAUGACGAUGGCUAGUUUGAAGAAAAACCCAGCGCUGAUCCCGCUGUACGUUUGUAUUGCGCUGGGUUCGGCUGGAGCCGUCUUCUACACCCUCCGUUUGGCUCUGCGUAGCCCCGAAGUCACCUGGAGCCGCAAGAACAACCCGGAGCCAUGGGAGGAGUUCAGGAACAAGCAGCAUAAGUUCUACUCGCCGGUCAGGGACUAUUCCAACAUUAACAGCCCAGCCCCGAAGUACACCGACUAAAGUCAGCAUUGUCAAUCACUAGAGAGGCCACCGGCUAGAAUAUGGGGACGGAGAACAUAUUACUCCCUUAGCAUCAACUAGUAAAAUACUGGCCACAGACGACCGGGUCCCCUUAUAGUAGUGCAGAUGUAUUAAAAAGCCAUUUGAGCAGCCGCUGGAAAGUCUCAAAGGAUAAUGAUUCGACCGAUUAUUUAUUGGCACGCAGUAAAUGCGUCAUUGGAAAAGGAACAUUCUGCCACGAAAGGAAAUUGGUGCUUAUUCUAGUUUGGUUGGUAUUAGAACUUCUUGUUUGUAAAUAUGGUCCAAUCUCUGUGUGGUAACCGGAACAAAUUGCGCGGCAAAUAAAAUCUGCUGAUUUUGAAAACCAA
Molecule: messenger RNA, 728 nt
Organism: Anopheles moucheti
Lineage: Eukaryota; Metazoa; Arthropoda; Insecta; Diptera; Culicidae
Gene: ND-MLRQ
Product: cytochrome c oxidase subunit NDUFA4
Exons: 3
Coding region: 109-360 (83 amino acids)
Source: RefSeq, a predicted model, not a curated record